CGAAACAAACCGGAGACUCGACGUAACAUUCGAUGAUAUCAGCUGUUCGCUUGUGGUUUCUUCUUACUGACUUGGCCUAGAUCUAGCCUACUUUAUGAUGAAAGGUCAACGCCGGGCCCAAAGUACGACAUGAACAGCGAACAACAUCUUGAGGGGGUAUAGAAAUCUAAUACUUUGCGUGGCCUUCUAGAUCUAGAUCUAGACUGUUCUGAUUGUAAUUGAUUUAAUUUGAUUUUGAUUGAUUUCAAGCUCGACUUUUGAUUUGAGAAGUGAACGAUGUCGACAGUGUUCAACGUGGAUGAGUUCAAUACCUGCUUGCAGACAGCGGAGAUAGGACGAACAAUUGUUUACAAAGAUGUCACUGGAUCAACAAUGGACGAUGCGCGUCGUCUUGCCCAUUCAGGCCCGCGAGCUCUGCGACAUUCGAAGGAAGAUUUGGCCUAGAAGUAGCGGCUUGCUUGGCUGUGCUUGAUACAGUCCAACAGCUCGGGGUCACAACCGCCAAAGCAAAAUGGCCGAACGAUGUGUGGGUCAGAGGUCAUAAGCUGGCCGGUUUUUUGGCUGAGGACGGAAAAUUUGAAAUACCCGGUUCCAACAAGUGCCUUAUGAUCCUGGGGAUUGGUCUGAAUGUGAACGCAGACACUCGGAGAAGCGCGGAGCUGUGCAGCAUCGCGACAAGCCUGCGCUGUGAGAGGGGCGGGCUUCCUGUGCCCAGAGAAAGUUUCUUCGCAAACGUUUGUCUGGCCCUGGAGCAGAAGCUCUCCACCACUAGUCAGGUGAACCUGGAGGCCUUCAGGGCGCAGAAUCUUUUCCAGCCGGCCAGCAGUGUUUCCGUGACGUGCUCGUCUGACGGCAAGUCGACUGACGCCGAGUUUGUGGACAUCUGCAGCAACUGGGAAGUUAAGUUCAAAGAGAAAAACUCUGAGCAGGUGACACAAGGCAGGUCGGACAAGUUUACCGUACGCCCGCGCGUGAGCCGCACACUGAUGGUGGUGUUCACAGGGAGCUUGGAGAAGACCGUGGCCCAGCCGCUGGCUCGAUGGCUGACCUCCCUGGUCGACACCACGCAGUAUGUUGUCUCCCUUGUGCCCGAAUCCUCCGUCACCCGAUCAGUGGACUGGUGCAAAAACUGCUCUCUCCUGCUGCUGACCAGUCUACCUAGUCAGCCCGAUGUGCUCCGAGAUAACGUCCAGAUUUUUCUGUCUUCUGGCGGUCGUGUUAUGGCUGCCGGCACGGCGUCUCAGUUUAUGGCGGAAGUCUUAGGUGUGCCGGUGAGAAAAGCUCUCCUGGCUUCGUCUCACAUCCACCCAGAGCUGGGUCUCUUACACCUGCACACAACUCGAACCUCAGCGACGUCCACCCGGCUGGCCACCACCACCACCGGAGAACCUCACCGGCUGGACAACGACCAAGUUUGUGCCCCUGGCGCCCCCUCGCUGCACCCCAACCCUCUCCACUCUCUUCUCUUCCCCACAAAUCCUGUGUGCUUCCAGUUUCUCGAGAUGGGACAAUGCCAGCUUUCCAGCGCCUCGUCUGAUCCCUCCAAUGAUUCAAAGGAGAACUGCGACAACAAGAACGGAGCGCCAUCUGCAGUCGUUGUCCAAGAAGCCGACAUGCCGAAAGAGUGUCGCGACCCUGGUGGAGAUCACGUCUCGGAAACUGCUUCGGCAUCUUCUACCGUCUCUGAAGUUAUUGCGCAUUGUGUCGAUGAAGGACUUUCGAAAGUGGCUGUGUUAAUGUGUGACUCCGGGCAGGGAGGGCGUGUGCUGUUGUGUGGAUUUGACCUUGGGGUGCUGUACUCUACCCGCGGCCUGGAAGAUUUGUUCACGGCGAAAGGUGUCACAGCUGACGAAGUUCGCGCCGUAAGCACUGAUAAUUUCCACCGAGAUAACUUACUCUUGUAUAUGCUGGAUAAAAUAUUGGGAUGAAUAUCGCCAGUCACAUCAGGCAUGAGCAAGCUUGUCCAAGUGGUUGACUUGAUAAAGAUUUCCAAAUAUCUUGCAGGUCAAAGCAGGAGACCCUUGAGUGAAAUCGGCUGAAAAUACCCAAGUUCUCAGAAGUGAGACGAAAACUGACAUUACAGUAUAAAUGUUUCUCAAGGGCAUUUCAUUAGAUGAAUAAAUGUUAGAUGAAGGAUA
This is a messenger RNA of Aplysia californica (California sea hare), 2138 nucleotides long. RefSeq lists its product as uncharacterized. NCBI's taxonomy places the organism in Eukaryota, Metazoa, Mollusca, Gastropoda, Aplysiida, Aplysiidae. Gene Ontology annotation, molecular function: biotin--[biotin carboxyl-carrier protein] ligase activity. The record is from RefSeq and is a predicted model, not a curated record. Gene Ontology annotation, biological process: protein modification process. Gene Ontology annotation, cellular component: cytoplasm.